AUGCCAACCUCCACCAUUCCCACAAAAGAGCAAAUUCUCUCCACGAACAAGGAGGCGGAGCCACUUCUCUCGUUCUUCGACGAUUUAUCCGAUGAGGAGAAAAUGAAAUUGUGGAAACAACUGACAACUCUGAAUCUUUCGGAUGCUCGUCAGUGGUUCAUCGAUUCAGAAGAGCAGAGAGCUCCCGCUUCGGCCGAAGAUCUCAAACCAAUCCCUCAUUCCCAUCAUUUUAAUCAAUCUGAAAUGCAUCAAGCAGUUUUGGAUGAACUCUGGAAUAAGGGAAUGGAUGCGAUCACUCGUGGAGAGGUUUGUGCAAUUGUGUUGGCUGGAGGACAGGCGACACGACUUGGAUCAUCUCAACCAAAAGGGACUAUUCCGUUGGGCAUUAAUGCUGCUUACGGAGAUUCGCUGCUCGGAAUUCAGGCGGCAAAGAUUGCCUUGUUGCAAGCACUUGCAGGUGAACGCGAUCACCAGGAUCCGGGCAAGAUUCACUGGGCCGUGAUGACAUCUCCAGGAACCGAGGAGGCUACCCGUGAACACGUCCAAAAACUCGCCCAUCAUCACGGAUUCGAUUUCAACGAACAAAUUACAAUCUUCUCACAAGACGAAAUCGCCGCGUACGAUGAGAAUGGAGAUUUCCUUCUCGGCUCAAAGGGUUCCGUCGUCGCCGCUCCGAAUGGAAACGGCGGUUUGUACUCUGCAAUCUCCGCCCACUUGCCACGUCUUCGUGCCAAAGGAAUCAAGUAUUUCCACGUGUAUUGUGUCGACAAUAUUCUGUGUAAAGUCGCCGAUCCACACUUCAUCGGAUUCGCCAUCGCGAAUGAGGCGGACGUCGCGACGAAAUGUGUUCCAAAGCAGAAGGGAGAACUCGUUGGAUCCGUUUGUUUGGAUAAGGGAAAGCCACGUGUCGUCGAGUAUUCAGAGCUCGGAGAGAAGUUGGCUCAACAGAAGACGUCCGAUGGGAAGUUCUUGUUCGGCGCCGGAUCCAUCGCCAAUCAUUUCUUCACUAUGGACUUUAUGGAUAGAGUGUGCUCCCCAUCAUCUCGUCUCCCAUACCAUCGUGCACACAAGAAGAUCUCCUACGUCGACAAAAACGGUGAAAUCGUGAAGCCGGAGAAGCCGAACGGAAUCAAAUUGGAGCAAUUCAUCUUCGACGUCUUCGAGUUGUCCGAGCGGUUCUUCAUUUGGGAAGUGGCGAGAAACGAGGAGUUCUCUCCACUCAAGAAUCAUCAAUCCGUUGGAACCGACUGUUUGAGUACUUGUCAGAGAGAUUUAUCCAACGUCAAUAAGAUCUGGUUGGAACGUGCGGGAGCCAAUGUGACCGCCUCGAAGCAAGUGUACCUUCUCUCACUCGUCUCAUUCAACGGAGAGAAUCUUCAGGAGCUUCGUCACCGUGAGAUUUCCGACGAGGCCAUCGAAUCGGAUCACACGAUCAACAAGUUCUUCGUCCAUUAA
Molecule: messenger RNA, 1455 nt
Organism: Caenorhabditis remanei
Lineage: Eukaryota; Metazoa; Nematoda; Chromadorea; Rhabditida; Rhabditidae
Exons: 4
Coding region: 1-1455 (484 amino acids)
Molecular function (GO): uridylyltransferase activity
Source: RefSeq, a predicted model, not a curated record